Messenger RNA from Pyrus x bretschneideri (Chinese white pear), 2755 nucleotides. Its product is annotated as receptor protein kinase-like protein At4g34220. The record is from RefSeq and is a predicted model, not a curated record. Gene Ontology annotation, biological process: protein phosphorylation. The coding region runs from base 278 to 2593 and encodes 771 amino acids. The transcript is spliced from 3 exons. Gene Ontology annotation, molecular function: protein binding; ATP binding; protein kinase activity. Lineage: Eukaryota; Viridiplantae; Streptophyta; Magnoliopsida; Rosales; Rosaceae.
UUCGCCCUACAUGAAACAAGAUUCCCUCUCAGCUUUCCUCUCCUACUAAACUCUCCCUCAGGGUUGGCAGAAAGAAAGAAGAACAGAAUCAAAACCAUCUUUUCUCUUUUUCUCUAAACCCCAAACUUCUCAGUUUCCUUGAUCCCUUUUAGAUUUGUUGACCAAAACAACAACCUGCGGUUGGCCACCAUCUCUCUCUCUCUCUCUCUCCCCUUUCUCUACCUCCAUAAACCAUUAAACCCAGCAUGCUCAUCUUCACCCAGCUCAAGAAACAAUCAUGAUCUGGUGGAGGGUUGCUUCCAUUUUUCUUCCUCUUCCUCUUCUUCUUCUUCUUCUUCUUCCCUCAGCAUUUGCUCUCAACUCAGAUGGGAUUCUACUGCUUUCCUUCAAGUACUCAAUCAUCAGCGACCCGCUCUCAGUCCUCGACAACUGGAACUACGAAGACGAAACCCCAUGUUCCUGGAUUGGCGUCACGUGCACCCAGCUGGGAAACCCAGGUACCCCAGACAUGUUCAGAGUCACCAGCUUAGUCCUCCCCAACAGCCACCUGGUGGGUUCAAUCUCACCCGAGCUGGGUUCACUCCAACACAUCCAGAGACUCGAUCUUUCCAAGAAUUUCUUCAAUGGGUCUCUGCCUGUCACCCUCUUCAAUGCCUCAGAGCUUAAGGUCCUCUCCCUCUCCAACAAUUUCAUCUCUGGCGACCUGCCGGAUGAGCUCGUCUCGGGCCUCAAAAGCCUCCAGUUUCUCAACGUCUCCGGCAAUGACUUGGCCGGAGACAUCCCAGAAAAUCUCACCUCUUUGCAAAACCUCACCGUAAUUUCUCUGAGGAGUAAUUACUUUACCGGAAAUCUCCCACCUGGGUUUAAUUCCGUUGAGGUUUUAGAUCUCUCCUCCAACCUCCUCAACGGGACUCUGCCUCUCGACUUCGGCGGCGAAAACCUGCGCUACUUGAACCUCUCCUACAACAAAAUCUCUGGAAAAAUUCCUGUUGGUUUCGUGAAAAGGGUUUCGGAGAACUCCAACAUUGAUCUCUCCUUCAACAAUUUGACCGGACCGAUUCCCGACUCGCCGGCUCUACUCAGUCAGAAAACAGAGCAGUUUGCAGGAAACAGUGAGCUUUGUGGGAAGCCAUUGAAGACCCUCUGCCCCAUUCCUUCUACUCUGUCCACACCGCCGAAUAUGGCAACUAGUACCAGUUCUUCUUCUCCGGCGAUUGCUGCCAUUCCCAGAACAUUUGAUAAUGGUCCAGAAACGAACACUUCUGGGGGAGCAAAUGGGACUCGGAAUCAAUCGCAGACCGGGCUGAAACCCGGCACGAUCGCCGGCAUUGUGGUCGGGGACUUGGCCGGAAUAGCUGUACUUGGAUUGGUCAUUCUCUAUGUCUACCACGUCAGGAAGAGAAAAAGUCUCAACUCAAGAGUUGUCACAAAACAAGACCCAGAUCCAAAAGCAAAAUCCGCAGCAUGGUCCUGCAUAACAAUAAAAGGGGAAGAGAAAUCAGAGGCAACGAGCUCAGACAGUGACCAUGAUGACAAAAAUGGACCAGUAGGGGGUCUGCACAAUCCGAACGGGGAGGCUCAGAAAAGCAGCGUCUUGGUGACGGUAGAAGGUGGCGACCAACCGGAGCUUGAGCUCGAGACACUGCUGAAAGCAUCAGCUUAUAUAUUGGGAGCCAGUGGCCCAAGCAUUGUGUACAAGGCAGUGCUGGAGGACAAGACUGAGCUUGCUGUGAGGAGGAUAGGAGAGUGUAGGGUUUUGAAGAUGAGGGAUUUCGAGAGCCAAGUGCGGGCCAUUGCAAAGGUGAGGCAUCCGAAUCUGGUUAGGGUUCGUGGGUUUUACUGGGGAGACGAUGAGAAGCUUGUUAUCUAUGACUAUGUCUCCAAUGGCAGCCUUGCCACCACCAACACCAGAAGAGCAGGGUCGUCGCCGUGUCAUCUACCUCUCGAAACUCGGAUGAAGAUAGCAAGAGGAGUUGCGAGGGGGCUGGCGUACAUCCAUGAGAAGAAACAUGUGCAUAAAAAUAUCAAACCUAGCAACAUUCUUUUAAAUUCUGAUAUGGAACCCAUAAUUAGCGAUUUUGGCCUUGAUAAGCUGGUGUUAGGUAACACGAUUGGUCAAAAAGCUAGUGGUUCAGCCCGGGGGUACUUUGGAAGCCUAAAAUCCACGGCCACUCGCGAAGGUACGCAUGAUGUGCUCCCAAUUGGUGGCAGCCCCGCCGCACUGCCAUCCGCGGGAGCGGGGAGCGCAUCUUCGCCGUAUCAAGCACCGGAGUCCCUAAAGAACUUGAAGCCAAACCCCAAGUGGGAUGUGUAUUCUUUUGGUAUAGUCUUGCUUGAGCUUCUCACGGGAAGGAUACCUUCGGAACGAGAAUUGGUUGCCCAAUGGACACCGGGUUCCCUGACGGAGGAGAAAAUUCGAAUUUUAAUAAUGGUUGACGUGGUGAUUAGGGCUGAGGUGGAGGGCAGGGAAGAUGCCUUGCUGGCUUGUUUGAAAUUAGGGUUUAGUUGUGCUAGUUUUAGCCCACAAAAAAGACCAACCAUGAAAGAAGCCUUCCAAAUCCUAGACAAAAGUAGUUCCACUUCUUCAAACUGAUGUAUGUUGAGGUCCCACAAAAGUGGCUUUGUUUAUGUUAAAGCAUGCAUUUGCUUUUAUUUUAUUUUUAUUUUGUUGAGUUGAACGUUGCAUAAAAGCCAUAAGAAAUGUUCAUAUAGUUUAAUAAUUUAUGUUAUUUAGUAUUACGGUUUAAUAGUAUUA